AUGGCCAGGACGGCAUUGGGGCUAGCUCGCACCCUACGGACCAAGGCGGCACCGCGCGCGCGCAUGCUCGCGGAGAAACACGCCGUGCGCGCCUCCGCGAACAUGCCCGACGCGCUGCAGGCCAAGGAGGUGGAUUCCACCACUAUCCGCUGGGUGCAAAGCAUGCUCUCAAGCAGAGUGGUUAGGCUAGACUUGCUUAACACUACACUCGAAGUGACCACUGUGAGAGGCUGCCCGCAGGGAGGUGUCCUAUCUCCCUUGCUCUGGACUCUCGCGGUGGAUGGACUUCUGCACAAGAUGGCGGAGCUCCGAAUCGACACUCAGGGGUACGCAGACGACCUUGUUGUGACGGUGAGGGGCAACUGCCAAAAGGUCAAAUAUCUGGGGGUAACACUGGACCAGAAACUGACCUGGAACAAGCAUGUGGACGGAACUAUACAGAAGGCUAGAUCAGCCUUGGCAAUAUGCUGUCGUUUAGCAGGCAACAGAUGGGGUCUAAAACCCAAAAUUGCCUUAUGGCUGUACACAUCUAUAGUGAGGCCGAUAGUGUUUUACACCUCUGUAGCAUGGUACAGGAAAACGACGCAGAAGGUAACAGUGACGAUGCUUGGCAGCCUGCAAAGAACUGCCUGUGUCAUCGUCACUGGGGCCAUGUCAUCCUCCCCGACGGCAGCCCUAGAGGCCAUACUAAAUCUACCGCCCCUUCACUUGCAUCUGGAAUUGGAGGCGAGAUCUAGUAUGCUUAGAACAGCGGGCGCGAGGAGAGGUAAUUGGUUAUCGCAAACUCUGAGACUGUUUAAGGAAUCAGUGUACGAUAUUCCUGUUCUUGGGAUGCCAGUCGACACUAUGUCACCCAAAUUUUGUCCACUCAAGCUUUACUCAGUGGAACUCCCCAAAAGGGAGGACUGGUCAAACAGUCAAAUUAAGUGGAAAGAAGGAAGCCUGAGGUGGUACACUGAUGGCUCCAAAUCCGGAUCUGAAGUAGGCUGCGGAGUAUAUGGUGAAGCGCCUAGGAAAAGCAUCAGCUUAAACCUAGGACGUUUUUGCUCUAUAUUCCAGGCCAUUCUAGAAUGUGCGUCAAUCAAUCUGCAAAGCAACUACGGCAACCACACUAUCUAUAUCCAUUCGGAUAGCCAGGCGGCACUCUUAGCCCUAACCUCUGAUGUCACCACAUCGAGGCUGGUUGAGAACUGCAGGCAACUAUUGAACAACCUUGGAGCCAGGAACAAGGUUGUUCUACGUUGGGUCCCGGGGCAUGCGGGUAUCGUAGGAAACGAGAAGGCCGACGAACUCGCGCGCGCAGGGGCUAAGGGGAAGAACUACAGUCCUGAGCCUUUUUGUGGUAUUCCCAAAAGCCUAACGUGGCUCACCCUAAAGACCUACUGUCACUACAAAACCAUUGAACUCUGGAGAGAAACAACAGGUUUGAACCAUUCCAAAGCGCUUAUCAAGGCCUUCAGCAAAAAGGCGUCCUCGAACGCCUUAGCGCUGUCUAGGAACCAACUGCGCAACCUGAUCGAUAAUCGAAGCAAGUACUUUCAUUCAACGUCCCACCUCACAUGGCGACCCUGCCAGUGCGGCCUUGUGCUGCACUGGCGGCGCGCCGCGCCAGCCAGUGAAAGUCAAGAAGAGUAUUGA
Messenger RNA from Cydia splendana, 1638 nucleotides. RefSeq lists its product as uncharacterized. The coding region runs from base 1 to 1638 and encodes 545 amino acids. The transcript is spliced from 4 exons. The record is from RefSeq and is a predicted model, not a curated record. Gene Ontology annotation, molecular function: nucleic acid binding; RNA-DNA hybrid ribonuclease activity. NCBI's taxonomy places the organism in Eukaryota, Metazoa, Arthropoda, Insecta, Lepidoptera, Tortricidae.